AUGGAGCAAGCGGUUGAGAGAGAAGACCCUGCAGAGAUCGAGAAGAAGAUCGACUCUGAAAGGUCAUCGACAUCAGGACGUACCCCAUCAGAGAUUGAAAACAUCCAUUCAAGAUUAUGGCUCUCGGAAGAUGAAGCCUACGCACAUGCAAAAGCACAUCCAGACGAGACUCGAGAAAUAUUCAUCACGUUCGCACCAGGCGACAAAGAUAACCCUCGCAACUGGAGCAAAGCAAAGAGAUGGUACAUUACCUGCUUCGCCAGUUCACUGAACGUCUUGACUUGUCUUGCUGCUGGUGGUUACUCCUCGGGUGUUGGACAACUUGUUGAAGAGUUUGGUGUGUCUGAUGAAGUUGGUACCGUCGGUCUUUCCAUGUACAUCUUGGGCUUCGCAAUUGGUCCCAUGCUUCUCGCCCCCCUCUCCGAAUACUACGGAAGAAAUCCUGUAUACUUCGGCAGCUGGUUCAUCCUCUUCAUCUUUCAAUUACCUCUAGCGCUAGCCCCUAACAUUGGAACGAUCAUUGUCUGCCGUUUGAUCUCAGGAUUCGGUGGUUCAGCACCAUUGACAAACACCGGAGGCUCUGUAUCAGAUGUCUGGGAGAGAAACGCCAGUGGACCUGCCAUGUCGAUCUAUGGCCUCUCGUCAACCUUCGGUCCACCCAUGGCACUGGUCAUUUCUGGAUACAUUGCGCAGGACAAGGGCUGGCGCUGGUUGUUCUGGGUCUACAUGGCCAUCUUUGGUGGUGUCUGGCUUAUCAUGAUGGCAACCCUUCCCGAAACCCGUCACAGCACUAUUCUCGAAAGAAAGGCAAAGCGUGUGCGCAAAGCACUCAAGAAGGAUGGUCUCGAAAAGUCCGCGCAAAGAGUGUUUGAUGCACAUGCAGACGAGGCUAAGAGCUUGCAUACCUUGUUCGCUAUCACCUUGACCCGACCUUUCCGCUUCCUGUUCACCGAACCCAUCACGAUCGGCGCUGCUGCAUACAACGGAUUCAUUUAUGGCUUGGUAUAUCUCUUUAACGAGGCUUUCCCUCUGGUCUUCGGUGACAACCAUGGCUUCAACGUUGGCGAGCAAGGUCUCUCUUUCCUGGGUUUGGCUUUGGGAAGUGUAGUCGGUGUUGCGAUUUAUCCCAUUCAAGAACGCUACUACCUCCGCAAAGUUGCCAGAAACGACGGCAAAGGUGUCCCUGAAGCACGUAUUUGGCUUGCGAGAUUCGGUGCUUUCUUGCUCCCCAUCAGUCUCUUCUGGUUUGCAUGGACAUCCUACCCCAGCGUCCCCUGGAUCGUCCCUAUCAUCGCAUCCGGCUUCUUCGGUCUAGGAAUCUACAUUGUCAUCCUCUCCAUCCUCAACUACGUCGUCGACAGCUACCAAACCUACUCUGCCUCUGCACUUGCCGGUGUGAUCCUUAUCCGCAACGUCGUCGGCGCAGGCUUCCCUCUAUUCGCAAACCAGAUGUACAACAAUCUGGGCUACGAGUGGGCAAGCAGUUUAUUGGCUUUCCUGAGUAUCAUCAUGAUUCCAAUUCCCUGGUUGUGGUUCUACUAUGGCGAGAAGCUGAGAUUGAAGAGUCCGUUUGCGAGAGAGCAUUUUGCUCAGGACGAGGAUGCGCCGCAUUAA
Messenger RNA from Aureobasidium melanogenum CBS 110374, 1614 nucleotides. RefSeq names its product MFS general substrate transporter. Gene Ontology annotation, molecular function: transmembrane transporter activity. The transcript is spliced from 4 exons. The record is from RefSeq and is a predicted model, not a curated record. The coding region runs from base 1 to 1614 and encodes 537 amino acids. Gene Ontology annotation, biological process: transmembrane transport. NCBI's taxonomy places the organism in Eukaryota, Fungi, Ascomycota, Dothideomycetes, Dothideales, Saccotheciaceae.